AUGGCAGCUAGGGACCGCUUUGGUGCCUACGCUGACCUAGGCCUAACUCCGCUGCAACGAGCGAUUCGUCAUGCCUGCGAUAUCUCCCACUACGAACCCAACCUUGCCCUGAACCUCGAAGUCGCGGACCUGAUUAAUUCCAAGAAAGGCAAUGCUCCCCGUGAAGCAGCACUCGAGAUUGUCCGUCUGAUCAACUCCCGGAACCAAAAUGUCUCCUUACUGGCGUUGGCUCUCCUCGACAUCUGUGUCAAGAAUUGUGGAUACCCUUUCCACCUUCAAAUCAGUACCAAGGAGUUUCUGAAUGAACUGGUCCGACGGUUUCCCGAGAGGCCCGCGUUGCGCCCCUCGAGAGUUCAACAUCGCAUUUUAGAGUCGAUCGAGGAAUGGAGGCAAACGAUUUGUCAGACGUCGAGGUACAAGGAGGAUUUGGGACAUAUUCGGGAUAUGCACCGUCUCCUGCUCUACAAGGGCUACGUCUUCCCUGAAAUUCGAAACGAGGAUGCUGCAGUUUUGAACCCCAGUGACAAUCUUCGCUCCGCUGAGGAGAUGGAGGAAGAAGAGAGAGAGGCUCAGUCAGCGAAACUUCAGGAGUUAAUCCGUCGAGGCACACCGGCAGAUCUACAAGAAGCGAACCGAUUGAUGAAGGUGAUGGCCGGCUAUGACAAUCGACACAAAACCGACUACAGGGCUAAGGCGGCAGAGGAAGUCGCUAAGGUGCAGCAGAAGGCCAAGAUCCUGGAGGAGAUGUUACAAAGCCAGCAGCCGGGAGAGCGAAUCGCAGAAGGAGAUGUGUUCGAGGAACUUGCGAAUGCUUUACAAAGUGCCCACCCUAAGAUACAGAAAAUGUGCGAGGAGGAGUCCGACGAUCCAGAGGCUGUUCACAAAUUGUUAGAAAUCAACGACAGCAUACACCGCACCAUCGAACGGUACAAACUUGUCAAGAAGGGUGAUGUGGAGGCUGCAUCGAGGAUUCCCAAGGGCACUUUAGGAACAACGACCGGUGUUUCGAAGAACGCGAACAAUGAAUUGUCUCUCAUCGAUUUCGAUCCAGAACCCAGCUCAAACGGCAAUACCUCGCAACCGGCGGGCGGCAGUUCUCUCGAGAAUGAUCUGCUUGGCCUCUCUAUAGACGAGCCAGCCCCUGCUGGAGGCAUCUCCCUAGGACCUGGACCUGUGACACCAAUGCCUUCUUCUACACCGCCGAUACAGCAGGCCCCUUCGGCAUUUAAGCCCAACUAUGAUAUCCUGUCUUCGUUGAAUUCAUCCCGCCCUGCGUCUCAAUCAUCCAUACCUGCACCCGCAGCGAUGCGGCCACAGAGCACCACAGCUACCCCACCUCCAUCCGACCCUUUCGCCUCGCUGGUGUCUGCCAGCCCCCGACAUCCCAGAGCCAGCUCGCCGCAGCCCGCAGCUGGUAACACGAAAGCGGCGGAUGAGGAUGAGUGGGAUUUCACGUCCUCGCUCCCAGAAAGUAACGCUCUCCCGACCACGAAUCGUGUGCAGGUGUUGAACUCGUCGUUGCGAGUGGAAUUCGUGGCGCGGCGGCACCCCCAGCAGGCCCGGCAGAUUCACAUGGUGGCCUUGUUUUCCAAUGGCACCAAUCAGCCACUAAGCGAGUUGCAUUUCCAAGUCGCCGUGGAGAAGGCAUAUACUUUGCAGCUUCGGCCCCAAUCAGGGCGAGAUAUUGCACCUUUGCAGGCGAACGGAGUCCAGCAGGAAAUGUUGGUGAGUGGCGUGGAAGCGGGCAAAGGCAAUUCGAUUAAGAUGCGGUUCAAGGUUUCUUACCGGGUGGGCAACGAGCAAAAGGAGGAACAGGGAAUGGUACCGUCGUUGGGAAUUGCUUAG
Molecule: messenger RNA, 1845 nt
Organism: Aspergillus oryzae RIB40
Lineage: Eukaryota; Fungi; Ascomycota; Eurotiomycetes; Eurotiales; Aspergillaceae
Product: VHS domain protein
Exons: 9
Coding region: 1-1845 (614 amino acids)
Biological process (GO): protein transport to vacuole involved in ubiquitin-dependent protein catabolic process via the multivesicular body sorting pathway; Golgi to endosome transport; Golgi to vacuole transport
Cellular component (GO): trans-Golgi network
Molecular function (GO): ubiquitin binding; phosphatidylinositol binding
Source: RefSeq, a predicted model, not a curated record